This is a messenger RNA of Hirundo rustica (Barn swallow), 5236 nucleotides long. RefSeq names its product ring finger protein 168 (gene RNF168). Gene Ontology annotation, molecular function: nucleosome binding; ubiquitin-protein transferase activity. The coding region runs from base 1634 to 3472 and encodes 612 amino acids. Gene Ontology annotation, cellular component: nucleus; site of double-strand break. NCBI's taxonomy places the organism in Eukaryota, Metazoa, Chordata, Aves, Passeriformes, Hirundinidae. Gene Ontology annotation, biological process: double-strand break repair; protein ubiquitination. The record is from RefSeq and is a predicted model, not a curated record. The transcript has 10 exons.
CUUCCUGUCUUCCCAAAACUUUGAAACACAAUGAGCAGAGCUUGGCUUGCUAGAAGCUUCCCUUUGUUUGCAAAUUGAAGGUAGGAAGACCGAAGUGGAAAUGCUGCAGCUCUGGGCAUGUUCAGUUCAUGUUCAUGCUGGAUUUCCCAUGAAGUAGGCAAAUAAUUAAAAAAAAAGGUUUUUUUUUUUCCUGAGCUGUCCUUAUCCUGCCAUAGAACUGAAUUCCUAGUGCAGGCUGACGACCUCCUGCACUGGUGGAGCGGUUGUGCUGCAGUAUUUCACCAGCUGGGCUGUUACCAGACCCAUAUUAUUAUGGAAAAUUUUCCAGCUCUUUUUUUUACAUAUCCGGCUCCAGAAAACCAUUAUCUGGUUGUGCUGCCUCUCUCCACCUGUUAUAGAAGAGAUUCCAACUGUCUUGGUUUUGCUCAAAACAGCUCCCUGCCACCAAACACAACUCAUUCUCGUCCAAAUCAGAUUUUACCUUCGUACCUUUUUAAUUAAAAAAAAAACCAAAAAUCAAAGGCAAUCUGCUUGUACAGCCUUUCCCAGCAGGAGGCUUUGGCCCAAGACAUGAUCUGGUGGGCAUAACAGCAAAUGAAAGCCAAAACACAGCAGAAAAAAAAAGAAGAAAAGUGUAGUUGCUCCCUUUUGUGUUACCUGUGAAUUAGUUUAUCUAUGGAAACAGGGGAUCAGUGGGGCAGAGGAAGGGGUCGGGUCGGGCCCUGUGGUUCAGUGUGUGAUACGUCCAUGAACGUGUGUUGGUGCAUCCAUGACCUAUAUUUGGAUAUACAGGCUAUAAAAAGCCUCGGAACAAACAACCUCCUGCAGGACUCAGAUCCCCUGUCCCUGCUGUUGCUGCCGGCUACAGGAGAGAGGAGCAAGCCCGCUGCAGCUUUUAUUUCUUCUCUUGGUGUUCUCCAAGAAGAUGGCGAAAGCCAGCAUCUCCCUGCGCUCCCUGAACGAGACGCUGAACAGAGUAGAAAGCAGGCUGCUGUCCCUGGAGGCUCGCUUCGCGCAGCUGGACUGCAGCCUGCAGACGCUGGCGCACGAGUUCGACCUGCAGGCCGAGAUGCUGCAGGAGGACCUGAGGCGGGACGUGCCCCGCGCACCUGCGGCCAGGCUCGGCGGAGGAGGUGGAAGAGGAGAAGGAGGAGACAGAAGAAGAGGAGGAGGAGGAGAAGGAAGGAGAAGGGGAGAAGGAGGAGAAAGAGGAGGAGGCGGAGCCCUCAGCCGGGCGGCGGGAACAGCUCCUCAGUGAGGGGCGGAGCGCAGCCGCCAUUGCGGGAGCCGCGGCCUUUCCCGGGCUCCGGAGCGUAUUGCUGGGCCAAGUGGAAAAAUCGCGUGAGGAGACAGAUGACCUCCACGGUUUCAAGUCAUACAAGAAGGUGCUGAAGUCUUAAUUCUUCAUUUAUCUUAAGAAAAAAGGAAUUUUAGCUUUAUAGUCCUAAUUUAAGCAAGCGAAUGAAUGAGGAAGAAGCUGCUCUGCUGUGAUGUAUUUCACCUUCAGAACGUGCUGGAAGCAAGCUUGUGCCAAAAGCAGCUCUCAAAGGAUGCGCAUACACUGAAAAAAUGAGUGAAUGGAAGGUUAAGGCCCUGAUGUUGCCCUAGUGUUGUUCCUCUACCUCAAGUCAGUAUGUCGAAGAAAUCCAAGGCGCCGCUUUCCUUGUCGGACUGCCUCUGCCAAAUUUGCAUGGAGAUCUUUGUGGAGCCUGUCACACUGCCAUGCAGCCAUACCCUCUGUAAUUCCUGCUUCCAGAUGACAGUGGAAAAGGCCAGUCUUUGUUGCCCCUUUUGUAGGCGUCGAGUCUCUUCCUGGGCACGGUACAAUACCCGCAGAAAUACUCUGAUCAACUGGGAGCUCUGGGAGAAGAUUCAGAAGAAUUACCCAAAGGAAUGCGAGCAGAGGAUUAACGGACAGGAUUUGGAUGAGGAAAUCUGUGUCCCCAAGCCGCAGCACCAGCUGUGCAAGCCUGGGGAGCUCAGGCAGGAAUAUGAAGCAGAGAUUAGUAAGGUGGAGGCAGAAAGGCGAGCGCACGAACAGGAGGAGAACAAAGCGAGUGAGGAGUACAUCCAGCGGCUGCUGGCAGAGGAGGAGGAGGAGCAAAGGUUGGCAGAAGAGAGACGGAGGGAGAUGGAAAAGCAGCUGAAGCAAGAUGAGGAGCUGGCCUGGCAGCUCAGUAACAGUCUGAAUGAAGAUCCCGAGGGACACGUGCCCGGCAGCCCGUCACCAGCACACAGCCUCUCCCUUCAGACGUCCCCACUGAGCCUGGGCAAGGCAAAGAGCAAACCAAGCAACUCCGGAGACAUUCAGAAAUAUCUGUCUCCAAAGAGUUACGGUAUGCUGGGAUCAGCAUCAUUCUCCAGUGCCACAGGAAGAGGCAGAAGCAACUCUAUCUCUGCGGAGACCAACAGCAAUGAAGGCAACAGUUCUCUGCUGCAGGAUGAGCAAGAGGAAAUGCCAACCCUGUCUCCACAGCUGACCAGUGUAAAUAAAGAUUCUGGUGCUAAGGAUUCAUUUUUGGAAUCAUGCAUGAACUAUUUCAGUGCCUCAGCUUCAGGUGAAACUGCCACCAUCAAGCAGGAAAAAACACCAGGACCAAAUGGUUUAGAAGAUGAAGUUCCAGAUGCACUUCAUGGAACCACAGAAGGGGAAGGGUCUAGGACAGUUCUUUUUAGAUCCAAAGGAGAUGAUGAUGAUGGAAUUGAGUCAGACAGUGGCAAUUUAACACAUGUCCAGAGGGUAAACCUUGAAAAGUCUGAUGAAACUUGUACCUCUGGUCAGUUAGGAAUGAACUGUGUGAUGUCUGACAGCCAGACUGUGUUGCGUGGUCUCGGGGAGGAGACUGGACACCCGAAUGAAGAGACACCAGAGAGGCCACAGAACUCUAAGGAGACUCCCAAAAGGAGGUUACUGGAGGCCCCAGCUGAUGCCAUGAUUGACUUGGGCAUGCUUGAUAAGCGGAGAAGAACCUUUUCAGAAGGUGCAGAAGACCAAGGAGAGGAGAUGAAUGAUUUUGUGUUGCAGACACAAAGAGCCUUUGAGCAGGAGUUCUAUGAAAGGCGCAGGCAGGAGGAGCAGGACAGGCUUCUGGCUCUGCAGCUGCAAAAGGAGCUCGACAAGGAGGAAAAGAUCCUUAACCGACAGAAGGGCUCUCCAGAUGAGUAUCUGCUUCGCACCAAACCACCUCGGUCUGUGAAAGACUCUUCUGCCAGGAAGGGAAGCGCCAAGGUGGCAAAAGACUCAAAGGGAUCAAAAGCACAGGCUGAAACCAAUCACCACAAGACUCGGCGAAGUUCCUGCAAUGAAAACUGGCAGUCCCCUGCCAGGGUCCGGGUGAAAUCCCCCAGCGUCAAGGAAGGAAAGGUUUUGAAUUGUGUGGUUAAUACCAGUGACGCAAAUGAUAUUUGUUCACUGCCUAAGAACAAGCAAAAGACAAUCCUGCAGAUGUUUAAAAGCCCUGUUGCAGAGUAGAUCAGAGCUGUGGACACGUGGUGGAGUGUGAAUGGGAGCUGUGGUGAUGUUCUCCUGUGCUAGGCAAAGCUUCCCUAAGCAGUUUUGGGUGGUUGCUUUGGAGGGCAACCGCUUUGGGCAGCGGUGCUGUGUUCUGAGAAGUUUUAGUAACAUACACCUCCAGAAUGUAACAUUUUUUUAAUUGUUCUUUUCUUGAAUAUUAUUUUCUAGCACUUGCAGCACUUCUUGCAGGAAUCGGAGCAUUUCUUAUUUUCUAACUUGCACAUGGUUUGGAGUAUGAAUACUGGUAGUGUUGGAAAACAAGGAUAACUGAUGAUCUGAUCUGAAAAUGAGAAUCCGAAGCCUUUCGUGGAGAAGAUGCACAUUGCAUGGAGGAAACAAGUGAAAAAUGAGUUUGUGUUCCCAGCUGGCUGUCAGCUGCAAGGUUGAAGCUUCCCUCAGCACAACCACUGUUCUGUAAACUGAAGCACAUUCCUGGAAUUUAGGCUGUUUCUGGGAUUGAAUUGUUGGCACACACCCAUUAACACGAGUGUAACCAGACAGCCGCUCUUUCCCUCUCGUAUGCUCACCCCUCCCUUGGGCACAGGAAAGAGGAACAGGUCAUUCUCCACUGCCAAAGCCAAGGAUCUUCCAUGGAUGCCAAGGCCGUGGGCUCCCAUUCACUUCAAUUCCCCGAGAUCCCUCCUGCAGAUCCCAUUGUUGUUAAGAACAGGAUACUUUUGUUUUCUUACUGUUAACAUUCUGCGACUUUAUUCUUGUACAAUAGUGUUACUAUGUUUAGUGCUGUUUAAUUUUCAUACUCAAACCGGUUUGAAUGUGAUUAAAACAGUACUCCAGAAGCCAGGUACAAUGGAGAAAGUUAAAAGGGAAAGAAGCAACUGAAAACUGGAGUUGUCAGUAAUGACAUAACUGUAAUUAGAGAUUCACCCUGCCUGCCUGUAACUUUCCCUCCAUUUCUGGAGGCACUACUCAAUACUGUUCCUGUUGGGUUUAAAACUAAAAUAACUCCAAAAAAUUGGAAUUUAGAUGUGGAGGUGCUGAGGCCUGUAGGAAGUUGAGGCUGGAGAAGAAGCAAACAGAUCGUACUAUGCAGAGGAAGUUUUCUUGCUGUUUUAUCUGUUGUUUUUUGAAGCCAUAUUUUGGCUUCUCUUUGCUUCUUCAGAGCUACUUUUGCACUGUGUUUGAAAUGGAGCCAAGUGCCAGCUGCACUGCUGAAGGGUGUGUGCUAGUCAGCAAAUGUUUGAGUUUUGUCCUUUUUUUGAACCCCAUUGAUGACUUUAAUUCUGUUCUGGGACAUCCCCAACAGACUUGUUUCUUCAGCAGCAUCUUCUGAUGGUUUAAGUUUAAAAAAACCCCAAAUUUUAUAGAAAGCAUGACCAGCACACUUGAGACAAAAAAAAAAACCAAACAAAAACCCCAACAAUUAAUAUUUAUUAAUUGUUGGGGGUUUUGUUUGGUUUUUUUUUUGGUUUUUUUUUUUUGGUUUUUUUUUUCCCAAAGCCUGCAUGUCUUUAUCAUUGGUGGGCUAAUAAAUAAAUAAAUAUAUAAAUGUUCUGUUCAGAGAUGUUUUUUGAGAGUUACAAAAGGUUACCAGUGACAAAUCCUUUGAUUUUUCUCCUGCUGCCUCAGCCAUUGUUCUGGAAGCCUUCGUUCAAUAUGGGUCUGUUUUUCUUUAAUCCUUACUACAGUUAGGAUUAUUUUCUGUCUUACCCAUGAUGUAAAAAGCUUAAUUAAAGGGGUUUUUUUAAAGCAGAGCUACUGACU